GGAAUUCGGUCGAAGGAACUGUAAUAAAAGGAAGAGACCAAGCUGGCAGGGAAAUGCUAAAAAUAAUCUUUGAUCUUCUUACAAUCUGGAACACUCAAAAUGUGGAAAACUUCUUUAUCCUGCUACAACAGUUCUUUUAUGUAUACAGCUCUCCUGUUCUUCAUGACGGUACGGAAAGACCAUGGGGAUUACAGUAUGGUAAUAAACAGGUAGAAAACCUGCUCAGAUGUUUUCUGGAGGAAAACUUCAAUCUUAAGCCUAGCGGAAAGAGGAAAGGAAAAACCGAAUCCUUCUUACCCCCACUGCAUGCAGGACUUGUCAGUUUGCUCAUCUACAACAAGUAUCUGAAGGACAGCAUGACAGCUCAGCUCUCUAGUCUCUGUGAUCUUCUUUGCCUUCCUAAAAAGCCACGACACCAUUUCCUCGAUUUCUGGAAAGAUUUUGCAAACCCUGUGGCAGAUAAAAACAGUGUUGCAGAUGCUGUUGAGAGGCUUUGCUACAGUGCCAGAGAACACCAUAUUGAGGAGUGGGUCUUGGUCAUUCCUCUGGUUCACCUACUGAGAGGAGAAAGCAAACCAUUUGAGCCAAUUCCACCUGCGUUGAACCCACAGGUUGACUCCUGGACGGGCUUAAGGGGAAACAAAGGACCGCGUAGCAACAGUAAUCCUCAGAGUCUGAUGAGGAUCAUGAAAGAACAUACAUACCUUGUGGACAUUGAUCGUCUUGUUGUGCACUCUUGGAUGUCUCUGCUGCCUGUUGACCAAGUAAUGGAGCUCAUCUCCAGUGUGAAAGUGGAGCUCCUUGAUGUUCUCCAAUACUUACUUUUCAGCAUCAGAUCUGAAAUAACGUACCACACCUACAUGGCUUUAAAAGAUCUGGCAUCUCAUCUCAUCAGAAGAGAGAGCCAUCGCAGUAAAAGUUUUGAUGACAAACAUGGAGAGUGUUGCCUGAAAACUGCAGUAAUGCUUCUGGGUUCUGUCUGCCGUCACACAAAAGAGCCAGACCGCUAUGAUGUUCCUCUUCUCUUCCUUGAUCUGGUUUGUCUGAUUUCCCAAGCGUAUGGCCACACGGAUUCCCAGGCAAGAGAGAGAAUUCAUGAAGAGUCAGUCGGGGAGACAUUAGAGACAAUGAGAGAAUGGCGAAGAAAUACCUUCAAACACAACCUGCUUAAACAGUGGAAAGCAGAGUUUGCUUCCCCCAAUGAAAUUAAGGUAUGGAGCAAGUUACUCUCUGUAUCCUUCAGUCAUGAGGAGCACACUGCAUUCUGGAGAACCACAUUCAUGAGUGACUUUGAAGGAAAACUAAAACAGGAACAUCCAGAGGCUCAAAUUGGAAUAUACUCAAACAACAUGGAAGAGCUGAGACAGACAAGUCCAUUGUUAUGCAACACAAUGGAGAAAUGUGCAUUGGAGGCAGUUGCACGUAUUUGCCGGGAUGAAUCUGGUCAAGCUCUGUCUGCUCUGUUGAAGAAACAUGAUAUCACAAAGUUUGGGAAGCUGAUGUCUGUUGUUGUGCUGAAGUCCUGGCCUACAGAUGCCAAUGGUGAUUACAUUGAAGGAGAAGACUUGACAUUUCAGUUCCUUAUAAACUGGCCCAUGGCCAAAACUGUCUUCCAAAUGGCAGGUGCAAGAGUUCUACAAAUCUGCCAGGAGCUUCCAGAACAUGUCAAAGCUGACUUUGAGGGGUUGGACCAAAAAUAUAAUCAGAACAUUGAGACAAUGAAUCUGAGUGAAUUUAUGGAAGUUCACACUCUUGAUGGACAGACCUCUCCUGCUACUGGGAAGGUCACUUAUUUCAACCUUCGUGAUACAUCUCGUCAAAUGGCCUCAGAAGUGCAUGCUGUUAAAGGCAGCACAGUCUUUACAAUGUGCUGGACAAACCAAGUAGAGGAGCUGUCAAGAGGUCAACCUGAUAAAGAUGACCCUGAACACAUCAAUACAAAUGAAGAAAUCUAUACUCUUGACCUGGUCUACAGCAAGAUAUUCCAGAGCUGCUACAGCAAGUACAAAGGGCUUUAUGAUAGUCUGAAGAGUGGGGAACUGUUACUGGAGGAAAUAGACAGCUUCUUUGAAGGCUAUAAAGGAAGAUAUGAAGAUUUGGAGAAAGAUUUAGACAUCAUGUGCAGAAUAAAUCCAGGCGACAACAGAAGAUGGAUCAGAGAAAGGAUUAGGCAGAUUCGACAGUACCAGGAUCUUCAUCUAACCCUGCAGUCUUCCAAAAUCAUCAUGGCUAUCAAGAACAUCAUGUGUCCAGAAGGAAACUUCACAGUGCUGGAUAAAUUACUGCAAAUGAAUGAAGCCAACUUCAAGACAAUCAGACUGGAUUACAUAGAUCAGUCCUUCAUACGUGCGAAAAAUGUCCUUGAAGACAUUACAAAGGAUCGCCAGAAUUGCCUUCAGGCACUCAGUCAAAGUGAAGAGUUUGUCCAUUGGGUUAAAAAAGAACUUGAAGAUAUCAAUGAGCUGAAAGUUUUCGUUGACCUGGCAUCCAUCUCUGCUGGAGAAAAUGACAUGGAUGUGGAUCGAGUGGCCUGUUUCCAUGAUGCUGUCCUUGGUUACUCAUCCAUGCUCUAUGGGCUGAAACAUGACUCUGAUUUUGAGAAGUUCAAGGAUUCUUUGUCAAAAUUGUGGAAGGCACUUGAAAAUGACAAAAAGAUACCAGAGAAGCUGCGAGAUACGGCACGCCAUCUGGAUUGGUUAAAGACUGUAAGGGAAAACCAAGGAUCUGUUGAAUUUUCGUCUCUCUCCCUGGCUACAUCCAUCAAUGAGAGGGGGAUGUAUACCAUCAAGGCCCAAAACCAGAAAAGGCUCAGUUUAGAGAAUUCCUUGAGACUGCAAAUCCAGAAUGGACAUGACAAAACCAUGACAUGCACCUACGAGGACGUAAAGGAGUUGCAAAAUAAGCUUAUGCUGAUGUCUGGAAGACAACAAAAUCAUAAUGAAGUGGAGCGCUUCACUGAGGUGUUUGACAACGUCCAAAGACUAGCCAAAGCAUUUGUAGACCUUUAUGCUGCAGGGAACCCACUCUUUAGGCGUUGGGAAGCUAAGAUUUAUUGCAAAACUCAGAGUGACCCAUGUAUCAUUAUGGAAAUCAACUUUUGCAAGACCCUGCCUCCCAUACAUGUAUGUGGAAGUCUAGUUGAACAACUUACAUCACUGUCCAAGAAGAUGGAGCUCUUUCUAAACAAUUGGCGAAAGUUUAUGGACAAACAGAGAUCUGAUCACUACUACUUAAAUUACUUCACAGCAGAGCAAAUAUUCUAUCUGUGCAAUGUUGUGACUCCAACAAAUGUGAAUGCAGAAAUAGAGGAAAAAGCAUUGAUGAUGCUCUCUUUCAUCAAACCAAACUGCACAACAUCUGAUGUCUGGAGUACAUGGAGAAGGUUUCAAAACCAAUAUCAACCUGGCAGAAGGGAUAAUGAAGACAGUGAUUGGUCCACAGCCAGUGUUCAGCAUUUUGAUGACCCAGCAGAUGAGGCAGACCAGAGCACUGAUUUGAAAGAACUGGAAGACUUGUGGAAUGGCUACAUGAAGAAUGAAGAAAUAUUUUUCCAUGACCUUUUGGACAUAAGGAGUUUAGGGGGUCUAUUAAAACUGCUGAUUGUCACAGAAAACCAAAGUCAGUAUGAAUUGGAAGAACCAAUGCUGUCAGGGACAAAAGACAAUUCACUGAGAAGGAAGCUCCCCAAAGGCCUUUUCUCAAAACAGCCUAAUCUCCUAAUCUGCCCACACAAUGAGGUCUUAACUUCAUGCAUCUCCUUGUACAUGACCAGUGACUAUCAACCACUACCAAGUUACGAUGAGGUUCUCUUGUGUACCCCUGCAACAUCUUGUGAGCAAGUAGAGCUUUUCCUGAGGAGAUGCCUCACACCAGGUGACACUGGCAAGAAGAUUUAUACAGUGCUUUGGGCAGACCAACUUACCUAUGACGUUAGCUGUGAAAUGGAGAAAUGUUUUCAGAAACUGCAGUCCCUUUAUCAACAUGAUUACAGGCUAGUGAUCUUUUGCAGCUCUGACAGGGAGCACACUUACGUCCCUACUGCAUUCAGUCAGUUCAAAAGAAACUUUGUGCCCCAAGAGCCACUGGAUAAUAUCCAGAAGUACUUGUCCAGACAUUACACUGUCGCCUCAGAUCACAAGAAUGCUGUGUUCAAAGGUGGCCAUUCUGUCGGUAUUGUUGCUUCCAGGCGUGCAGGAGUAGGCAAGUCUUUGUAUGUCCAAAGACUGUAUGAAAAGUUGGAGCGAAGUGUUGAACACGGAACUGCAUUAAAGAAGUGCAUCCGACUAACUGAACAUGAGGUUGAUGACCACAAGAUUCUCCGGUCUUUGUAUGACACACCAAAACAAAAAGAUGUCAAGGUGUUUCACUUUGAUGUCACAUCCUCGGUGCAAAAAGGUCUGGAUGAAUUCCUAUUCAAGCUUUUCUUUCUGCGGUACCUGAUGGAUUCAGAUGGACAGAUGUGGCACUGCAGCCACAAACACUUGUAUAUUGUUGAGUUACUGGAAUCCACAAAUGAUCAGACCAGAUAUGCUGGCAGAUCGGGACGAAAGGAAAACUUUGCAUUCUCAGAUGUUUUCCCAAAGGUGUUUUGUCGUCCACCAAAAGAAAUUAUGGCUUUGGAGAUGCGAAGAGAGGAAAGUUCUAACAUGGAGCGUGAUGACCCCCUCAUGGAUGAUGAAUGUUUCAGGAGUGAAGCUUAUCAAAGACCAUACCAGUACCUCACUCGUUUUCACAACAGUGAAAAUCUCGACAACUUCAUUUACCAAGGUGUUGAAGGAACACAUGUGGAGUGUCUUCAGAUACUCUUAAUCUACUGUGGCAUAAUGGAUCCAUCAUGGGCGGAGCUACGUAACUUUGUCUGGUUUCUUAAUCUUCAGUUGCAAGACUGUGAGAAUUCAGUCUUCUGCAAAUCUGAGUUUGUUGGAGACACUCUCCGUGGAUUCAAAAACUUUGUGGUUAAGUUCAUGAUCUUGAUGUCCAAAGACUUUGCAACCCCAUCACUAACCAUCACUGACCAGAGCCCAGGGAGGCAACAGAUUGACAUCAGUGAGCUCAACGAAAAAGACUUAGCUCCAUUCCUCAUUAGGAAAAGGUGGGAAUCCAAGCCACAUCCAUACAUCUUUUUCAACGAUGACCACACAUCCAUGACCUUCAUUGGAUUUCACCUGAAGCUCAAUGACCAGAAUGGGGUUGAUGCCAUAAAUCCAUUGACGAAAGAAGUGAUACAGGAAAACAUCAUGACUCAAGAGCUUUACACUGGCUUAAGACUUCAGAGAGUCCCGUUUAAUAUGGACUUUGAUCAGCUUCCUCGAGCUGACAAGAUUGAGCAUCUGUGCAGUGUGCUUGGCAUCAAGUGGCCAACAGAUCCUGAUGAAACCUAUGAGCUGACCACAGACAAUAUCCUCAAAAUGAUGGCAAUUCAUAUGAGAUUUAGGUGUGGCAUCCCGGUUAUCAUAAUGGGUGAGACAGGAUGUGGGAAGACAAGGCUAAUAAAGUUUAUGUGUGAAUUGAGAAGAUGUGGCGCACCAGCAGAAAACAUGAAGCUGGUCAAGGUUCAUGGAGGAACUACAUCAGAUAUGAUAUAUGAGAAAGUGAAGGAAGCUGAAAUUCUUGCAAGAGCCAAUACAGAAAAUCACCAGUGUGACUCUGUUCUGUUCUUUGAUGAGGCAAACACCACAGAAGCCAUUAGCAGCAUCAAGGAGAUCAUUUGUGAUAACUCAGUGCAGGGACAACAGCUUGACUCUGAAACAGGACUACAGAUUAUUGCUGCAUGCAACCCCUACAGAAAACAUACGGACAAAAUGAUUGAGAGGUUGGAAGCAUCUGGGCUGGGCUACCGAGUCCGAGCUCAGGAGGCAGAAGACAGACUUGGCUCUAUCCCUCUCCGCCAGCUGGUGUAUCGUGUUCAUGUGUUACCACCCAGCAUGAUACCUCUUGUUUGGGAUUUUGGACAACUCAAUGACUCAACAGAGCAAAUGUAUAUUGAACAAAUCGUGCUAAGACAGGCAAAGACCAACUUGGUAGACAAGCGCUAUAUUCCAACCAUAACCAAAGUGUUAUCGUUGUCACAGAAGUUCAUGAGGGAGAAGAAAGAUGAAUGCAGCUUUGUCAGUUUGAGGGAUGUGGAACGCUGCAUGCAAGUGUUUGUGUGGUUCCACAGAAACCACGACAGGUUUGCUAAGGAUCUCAACGCCUUCUUUCAGCAGCAGUCUCAGAGGCAAGGAGACAAGUCAAAGUUUUCACCUGCUAGUGACAGAGUAAUCUGGUCACUCUUGAUGGCCACUGGAGUGUGCUAUCAGUCCUGCUUGGAGAGCAAAGAGCAAUAUCAGAAAGCCAUCAGCCAAAUUCUUCCUCGUGACUACAAACCACAAAGAAUACAGCAGGAAAUCCAACUCAUGCAGGACCUUUUACUCAGUGGUGUACCCAUGGGUAAGACAAUAGCCAGAAACGAGGCUUUAAAAGAGAACUUUUUCAUGAUGGUAGUCUGUGUUGAGCUAAGAAUUCCCCUUUUUAUUGUUGGAAAACCAGGGAGCUCCAAAUCACUUUCGAAAACGCUAGUUGCAGAUGCAAUGCAGGGCCCUACAUCACAUUCAGAACUGUACAAGAGGCUGAAGCAGAUACAUCUGGUGUCUUUCCAGUGCAGCCCUCAUUCAACUCCGGAAGGAAUCAUCAACACAUUCAAGCAAUGUGCACGCUUUCAAGAAAGCAAAAACUUGGAUGAAUACAUCUCGGUGGUAGUUCUUGAUGAGAUUGGACUGGCUGAGGAUUCACCGAAAAUGCCACUGAAAGCAUUGCACCCAUUACUGGAAGAGGGCUGUGUUGACGAUGAGCCACAACCUCACAAAAGGGUUGGGUUCAUUGGAAUUUCCAACUGGGCUCUGGACCCUGCCAAGAUGAAUCGGGGAAUUUUUGUAUCCCGUGGUGAUCUGCACCAGCAAGAGCUCAUCAAAAGUGCUAAAGGGAUUUGCUCAUCUGAAGAAAAGGUUCUUGAAAAGAUCAAACACCUCUUUAAACCCUUUGCAAAAGCAUAUAUGACAGUAUGUGAAGAAGCCAAGGGAUUUUUUGGUCUGCGGGAUUUCUACAGUCUGAUAAAAAUGGUAUUUUCAAUUACCAAAAUGUCUAACGAGUGUCCUAACCCAGAUCAAAUCACUGGAGCAGUCCUGAGAAACUUCAGCGGAAAAGAUGAUGUGAAUGUGAUUGAAUUCUUCAGCAAAGAGCUUAGAGAAUACUUUGCCAAUGCCACCAUCACUACCAUUGAUAUGAUUGAGCAAAGCAUCUUUCCAGCUUCCCAAAUGGAGGAAAGCCGCUACCUUUUGAUCCUCACAAAAAACUUUGCAGCUCUUCAGAUUCUCCAACAGAUUUUUUUCUCUCAUGAAAUCCAUCCAGAAGUCAUCUUUGGGUCUAGUUUUCCAAAGGAUCAGGAGUACACGCAGAUUUGUAGGAACAUCAAUCGUGUCAAGGUGUGCAUGGAAACUGGACAGACAGUUGUGCUUCUGAACCUUCAGAAUCUGUAUGAAAGUCUGUAUGAUGCUCUCAACCAAUACUAUGUGACACUAGGUGGUCAAAAGUAUGUUGAUCUUGGAUUAGGAACACAUCGUGUGAAAUGCAGAGUUCACCCAAACUUCAGGCUCAUCGUCAUUGAAGAGAAAGAAGUGGUCUACGAGCAGUUUCCAAUCCCACUGAUUAACAGGUUGGAGAAACACUACCUGGACAUCAGCACUGUCCUCAAAAAUGAACAGAAGGACAUUGCCAGACAACUCGAGGGAUGGGUCGAUGAUUUUGUCUCCUCGAGUAGUCAAGACUCCACAAAAAAGCACUAUGUUCCAAGUGAUGUCUUCAUUGGUUACCACUCAGACACAUGCUCCUCUGUGGUCCUGCAAGUAACAGAGAAUCAAAGUGUUGAAGCGGAUGCGCAGGUCAAACUCAGCAAUGCCAAGCACAUUCUGCUCAACUGUGCCACUCCCGACUCAGUUGUUCGUUUAGGUAAAUCCAAACUGCCAGAUGAGGAAAGAGAACAUUUAAUCAAAGAAUAUGUCAAAGAGGAGAUGCACAGUUCAUUGGAAGACUACAUUGUCUAUCACACACAGCAGUCGGACCAGUCACACUUCUUAUUCACUGAGGUUACAACAUUUUCCAGGCUGCUGACUUCAGCAGACACUCAACAACUGCAGAACGUGACAAAGAUGGAUGCUAUCAAGCUGCUGUCACUGCAACAGUUUGACACAGAGUACACUUUCCUCAAGGAAAUCAGGGAAUUUCUUGGCUCAACGAGUACAGACAAAGUGCUCAUUAUCCAAACUGAGUAUGAUGAAGACUUCCACAGAAGGAAUAUUCUUUCCUCAGCCAAAUAUUCAUGCAUCAACGAAACCAACAGGUGUGACACUACUGACAACACAAGAACAUUUGUGUACUUUGUCACCAAACUUCCCCGAAUGGAGGGUGGGACCUCCUAUGUCGGCUUUCAGGGCGGUCCUUGGAGGUCUGUUCACAUUGAUGAUCUCAGAAGAUCAAAAGAAUUUGUUUGUGAUGUUCACAGCUUGAAAAAGCUACGCAUAAGUGAUCUUUUUGAAGAUUCACCUGAUGCCAUGGAGACAGAAGACUUCACUGGUGUGCCACAAAAUGAUGACUCCACUGUUUUGGGAAAAGUGUUUGAUACGACAGAUUUGGUGAGAAGCUGUGUGCAGAGUGCAGUGAGCAUGCUGAGGGAUGCAGAGGACAGCGGAGAAUUCAGUACCAAGAGAGUUGAGAAUCUGCUUACACUACUGGACGAAAGUCAGACACAAGAAGGUACUUUUGUGAACAUUGUGAGGAAGCGUCUCCGCUGGUUGUUAGAGGACUAUGAGGCCAACAUCCCCAGUCCAAAAAGUUGGGUUCUAAAUGCGGCAUCUAAUGUCAAUGCACUUCAGGAGGGAGGGACGUUCCUACACACACUAUGGAGGAAAAUCCAAGCAGUUGUCACUCCACUUCUAGCCAACUUGGUCUCGGUCAUUGACCGAGAUUGCAAUUUGGACCUGUUGCUGGAUGACUGGGAUGACAUCAAGAACCUAUGGCUCAAGAUAUUUGAGAGCAAAGAGAUGCUCAGUAUGCCCUACGUGGGGAUGGAAAUAUGGAAACGAAAAAGCGAUGAAGACGAGCUUUCUCUCCUGCACAUCCACAUUGCCUACCGUUCCUACCAAGGCCGUCUUCAGAACCUCUCACGAAUGAUUUCUCUUCAUCCUGAAGUUGUUUCUCCUUUGCGAAGCAAUCAGCACAUUAGACAUUGUCCUGAGUUGGUCUUGGAUGUCUAUGCAGCUAAGGCGUGUGUCGAAUGCCUCGACUCUCCUAAUCUGGACACAGAUAGCCUCUGCCAGAGGUGGCUGAGGCAGGUGAAGAGGCUGCAAGCCUCUUUGGAGUUGAUUUGCUCCACACACAACACCACACAAUAUGGAGAGCGAUGCAAGGAAAGGCUCCGCGACAUCAGCAAUGGCUGGAAGCGCAUCUACAUCCUCUCGUUGUUUGUGGAACACAUGUUGUUGGGUUUCCAAAAUCAAGACAGUCAGCUCAGGUUACUGGCCCAGGAUCACAUUAAAACCUUAAGCAGGGUUCUGGAGAAAAACUCAGAUGUGAAAGCUAUGGAAGCUUUUCAAGCUGUAAUUGAAGUACUGAAAUCCUGUAAACAGAAGGCAGUGGAUCAGAUGUUCAGGUUUGGACUUCAGUGUGGGGUGUGCAUGAGAGAACCUCAGGAACCUGUGGAGCUGCCAUGUCAUCACAUCUACUGCUUAACAUGCAUUAAAGCAAGCCUUGAUGCAGGACAGACAUCUUGUCCCAGCUGCAGGCAACAGUUACCAAAUGACUUUCAACCACAUGUCUCUGAAGACACAAGAGCAUCUAUCAAGAAAGUUGCAGAACUGAGGCGACGUUGCAAUGGUUUCUUCAUUGAUCUGCUCUCCACUGUGUGCUUCAAAGACAACACGCCGCCAAGCCGAAACGUCAUCACCCACUUGUUGUCCUACCUGAGGAUUGAGACAGAACAUAAAGAGAUUCACACCAAAGAUCUGUCACCGUUUGACGAGUCGCCGGAUAAAAACCCAGUUGUGCGAUCUGUGAUCCUCAAACUGCUCCUGAAGUUCAGCUUUGAUGAAGUCAAGGAAUAUUUGCAGCAGCAUUUGUCAUCUGUUGAAGACAGCAGAUUUGUGGAUGAUGAGGAUAAAGCAGAGCUGUAUGCUUUGUACAUCAACUGCUUGGAGGACUCAAUGUGGGAGAAAAUGUCUCAUGAAGGCAACAAUGCUGAACAGUUGCACGUUUCCAGUGACAAAACACAGUUCCUCUCCUCCUGCUUGGCUGAAGUCACUUCUGUUCCAGCAACAGUGUCUAUUCAACUUCUGCAGCACAUUGCCAGAUUGCGCCUGACCCUCACCACGGCGGCACAGCUCAUCAGUGACGGACUGUCUGACAACAAUGUGCCAGAUGGAGCAGAGGAUUUUCUGAAUGCGGUGAUUAAGCUCUGUGAGGACAGUGGGAAUGACUGGUACCGUAUUUACCUGAUUCGCAAGCUCAGCGAGUGGCUGGGUGUAGAGCACAUCCAGACACUGGUGAAACACCCAAACUUCAGGUGGCUUUUCCCUGAAGAGAUCCAUCAGCAGGUACACCACCACUCAUUAAUAAAUUUUAGAGUUCAGUUGUGCCCAAAUAACCAUCCAUGCUUUGUUGAUGAGUGCGGCCUGCCCAUGCAGAGAGGCCGAUGUCUGGAGUGUGGUGAGGAAGUUGGAGGCGAACAUCACCGGGCCUUGCCAGGAUUCAGACCAGUUCAACUGCAGCAGGAUCGCACGAGACCCGGCCACAUCCUGGGAGACCCUAAGCGGAGAAACAACCCAGAUGCGCUUAAUACCAAAAACAUGUCUUUGGCUCCCUUCACUCUGGUCAGGCUGGUGACACAUUUGGCUAUGUUACUAGGAGCCUCAGAGAAGUCCCAGUUUGUCCAGCAGAUCAUCCAGCCACCCGUGGAGGAUGUUGGUUUGUUUCUCAGCCUGCACAUAACGAAGGACCUGGAUCAGCUGACAGAGGCGCUGGGAAAAGGAGCUGAUGAUACUUUCACAACUGUCCAUUUGGUGCUCAGAUCCCUGCAAGAGUUACUGCAGGCCAGUCACUCUGAGACUGAUCCUUACCUUGCAACCAAACAAUCCAGAAACACCUGGGAAACCACUGUUGCAACAGAUGUUAUGACACCAAAGCUCAAGGAGAGAGAGUUUCGCCAGAUUAAGUUCCUUCCAGUAAUUGUAAUCCUGCAGAAACGCUUGGUGAGAAAGUACCAGAAUGCAUCUGAACAGAUAAUGGGCUCCAUCGGAGAGUUCAUUGAGAAGCAAACAGAAAGGAAGACAUGGUAUGAAAAACACAUUGACAUCUUCCUGAAAACAUGGAAUCUGCUAAGAGUGUCUGUGACCAGCAGUAAGUGCAAUUACAAGGUGAGCGUGGCUGAGCUCAUGGAGCCACAUGUGAUCUGUUAUGACGUGGAGAAGGAUCUGCUCCCUCUGGUUUUGUCCAACUGCCAGUACAGCUUGGAACGUGGCCAUGAAAUGAUAUCACAGUACGACCUGCCCAGAAUCCAGCAGCAGAUCCUCACCCGCUUCCUGCAGGGAAAACCUCUAAUAACCCGCACAGAAAUUCCCACUCUGGUCAACACACAGGAGAGAGACUAUGAAACCAUUUUCAACACUGUUAAAGGAAAAGUGCCUCAGGCCAUUGUGUCCUCUCUGAUCCGGAACGCCGUGUCCAGAGAGCUGAAGUCCUACAGCGAGGUGUGUGAGGCGCUAAAGGUCGUGGAGCUGCUCCUGGGUUUCCUCUCCAUGACUGGUGGAGAUCCCAUCAUGAAACUGGUCACUUACCUCCAGGACAUACUGAAGAUGGCCCAAAACAUUGAUCGUAACGUAUUGCAGGCUCUGGGCAGAUGCCGCCUCACACACUGUGUUUCUCUGUGGCAGCUCCUCUCCUCCCUCAAAUCUGAACACAUGCUGCGUCUUAAACGGGAGCCGUUUUCGGAGUAUCCAGCUGAGUACCAGGUGCCACUGACAGAAGAAGACAAGCUCAAGCUUAAAGGCUUCAUUUCCAAAGGAAACAUGGACCAAUGGCUGCUUGAGAUGCACGAGUUCCUUCUGCUGGUUCUGGGCCGCCUGCGAGCUACAGACGACUACAGUCCAUUAUGGAGUGUGAUAGAGACAGUUGCUGCCUACAUGGACCGUAAAGGAGUGGAGGUGCCGCUUUACGUAGAAGAAAACUUCCCUGAAAAUCUGCAGCUCUCCCAGAUUGUAGAAACCUGGAAAUACGCCGUCACAGCCAAACAGGACUGGAUGAUGGAGGGCUGAGCUGGAGUCUGGAGAGGCUUCGGUCUAUCCGUUGUGUUAUCAUCAAACAUUUAAGAGCUAAAGGAAGAUUUUUUUUUUGUUUCUGAUUUUCUUGAUGUUUCUACAAUAAUUAUGUGUUAAAGAUCUAAAGGUUGUAUCCUUUAGGUUCAGGAAAACAACAAAGCACAGCAUCAUGAGUGAGCUUUAAUUGCUUUCUGUUAAUAUAGAAAAUAUUUAGUAGAAAUUCUGAUGAUCUACUAAAAAAAUGUUUUUGACUUUGAACAUUUUUACUAUUCACCACCAAAAUCUGAUUAUUUGGUUAAAACAAAUCUGCACGGUGGCACAGUAAACUAGUACAGGGAGUACAAGUUGUUGUUUUUUCAUUUUUGCUCGUUUAUCUUUGAUUUAUCUGAUUUUUAUUGUGUUUGUUGAGACUUUUCGGAUCAGUGACUCCAGAAAUACAAGAGUCUGUGAGUUUGUAGAGAAUUUAGCUCAUCAGUUUAUCAAACAUUUUAGAAACCAAAGGACGGUUUCACUUUUUUUUUGUUCUUGUUUUUUAUGUUUGGGGUUUCAGUGUUUUUUCUUUCUGAGAGUUAUGUACAAGAACUAAAAUAUAACCUUUAAGCUCAGGACUAUAGAGCCUUAUUCAGUAAAAAAAUACUCUCAGGAUCUACUCAGAACAUUUAUUUGACAUUUACAAGCAUUUACUUUUUGAUUGUUUUAUGUUGGUUUUUUUUGACUAUGUACAAACCAAAAUCUAAUAAUUACAGUUAAUGAAUCAGCUGGAUGGUACAAUAAUCAAGUACACAAAACAACAUAAUACUGUACAUUCUGCAUUUUAUAUUCAUUUUUCUUCCGCUUCAUAUUACUUUGUUUGGUUAGAUGCAUUGAGGUGAUUGAUAUCAUUGUAAAAACAAAACCACUGGUUUGACAUCAGAGAGGAUGUUACUAUGUCUUUGAUUUAUCAGAUUUUUAUUUUAUUUGUUGCAUCUGAUCAUGUUUGGGACCAGUGAGUUUAUAGAGAAGUUAGUUAUCAUUUUAGGAACCAAAGAAAUGUUUUACUUUUUCCUUUUUGUAUUUCAUCUUAUUCUUGUUUUGAAGGAUUUUUCUGUGAUAACUGUGUAAGAGAUUAAACAAAAGAACUUUUGGGCUCAGGAGAAGCGAUCAGGCAUAGCAAGACAGAUUACACUCAGGCGCCUGAUGCAUCCAUCAAAAGCAAGCUGCUCAUUUUGUUAUUUAGUGGAAAAUCUCAGGAUCUACAGAGCAAUAUGUUGUUUGACUCUGACAAGGACUUGCUGUAUGACUGUGUACAUUUAAGGAUCAUACUGUUUUUUUUUUUUUUUAGGUUUAUCAUUUACCACCACAAUCUGUUUAUUAAUGGUUAUUGGUGAAUGAAUGUGCAUGGUGGUACAGGUGAAAAAAAAAUGAAUCCUGCACAUUUUUUUGUUCACUUUGAGGUACUUUGUUUUGCUGCAUUGAUGUGAUUGAUAUGUUUGCAAAAUCACUGGUUUGAAAUAAGAAGUGGUACUCGUUUA
Stegastes partitus (bicolor damselfish) is the source of this 13852-nucleotide messenger RNA. Its product is annotated as E3 ubiquitin-protein ligase RNF213-like. The record is from RefSeq and is a predicted model, not a curated record. The transcript has 53 exons. Gene Ontology annotation, molecular function: ATP hydrolysis activity; ubiquitin-protein transferase activity. The coding region runs from base 54 to 12338 and encodes 4094 amino acids. Lineage: Eukaryota; Metazoa; Chordata; Actinopteri; Pomacentridae. Gene Ontology annotation, cellular component: nucleolus; membrane; cytosol. Gene Ontology annotation, biological process: negative regulation of non-canonical Wnt signaling pathway; sprouting angiogenesis; ubiquitin-dependent protein catabolic process.